UGAGCGGAGCGGAGCGGGCGCUCCUCUUCCCCAAAUGAGCAGUGGGAGGCGGGCAGAGGCAGGCGGCGGCGGGCGCUGCCCGUUGGCACCGGCGGCGGCGGCGGCGGCGCAGGGCGAGGCCGGGCCGGGCGCGCGAAGGGGGGCCGCUGGAGCCUCCGCCCGCCCGACGGCCCAGUCCCGGGCGGCGCGGCCCGGCGAGUGAAAGCGAAAGAGCCUUCGCCCCGCCCGCCCGCCAUGGGCGAGCCCCGGGGCGGCGGCCUCCCCUGAGCAGGAAGACCCAGCAGAGACGUGGAACUUCCUCCCGUGUCGCUGCCGGACACCUUAGCCAGUCAAAUGCACCCUGACAGUAAACUGACCAGUCAUGGAAAGGCCGGCAACAGCAGUGCCCAGGCGCAGCAUCACAAUGUGAGCCAAGGCCCCGCCUGCAACCUGGGCGUCAAGGGCGUGGGGGCAGGGAACCAUGGCGGCCAGGUCGGACAGCCCCCUCCGGGCAACUCUGGACUGAAGCCCAGCCCGGCUCCCAUCCCCGUCUUCGGGGGUCUGAAGGGCAAAGUGAAGCGGGAGCGGAGUGUUUCGGUGGACUCGGGAGAGCGGCAGGAAGGCCACGCUGCCUCGCUGGACAAGGAGCUGAAAGGGGAAGUGGCUCCCCGGAGCAAGCGGCGCUGUGUCCUGGAGAGGAAGCAGCCGUACAGUGGAGAUGAGUGGUGCUCUGGCCCGGACAGCGAGGAUGAGGAGAAGGCCCUCGGCAGCACCCACAAUUGUAACGUCGUAGAGUCGGCGAUGACUGCGGCCUCACAGCUGGGCACAGGAUCCAAUCCACUGCCAGCCCUGAGUGAGAGUAGUGCACCCACCGCACCCCACAGUGCAGCCCCUGGCCUGCGGUCUGAGGUCGGGAGUGGCAGUGGGAAGCAGCCGCUGCAGUUUGUCUAUGUCUUCACCACGCACCUUGCAAACACGGCUGCAGAGGCGGUGCUCCAGGGCCGAGCGGACUCCAUUCUGGGCUACCACCAGCAACACGUGCCCCGAGCCAAGCUGGACCAGCAGGUCCCUCCCUCCAAGAUGCCAGCAGUUCCAGAGCCGCUGCCCAUGAGCCCAUCUCCCGCCAGCACCCCACAGUCUCAGGCCACCGUGCCACCCGGCAGCCAGCCCCAGGGCCAGCCUCCGCCGCCUGCCCCACCACCAGCUCCUGGUGCCUCCCUGGGUCUUGGGCAAGGGCCACUGCCUCCCGCAAGCGCCCUCCCGCAGGAAGGAGCCCCUGAUGAUGCCCGGCGGGACCUCACGCCCAACUCAGUGGGGAACAGCGGCAGCUGCAGCACAGCCCCCAGCAGCACCCACCCCGGCACCCCCACAGCCCCCAGCUCCCUCCCGGCCAGUGCUGCAGAUGGCUUGCUUGGGGAAGGAGCCAACCCAGGCCCCCCCUCUGCAGGGAAUGGCCCCCGCCACCCACUGAACACAGAAGGACUCUCCAAGGAGCAGCUGGAACAUCGGGAACGCUCGCUGCAGACGUUGCGGGACAUCGAGCGUCUGCUCCUGCGCACCAGCGAGGCGGAACCCUUCCUCAAGGGGGGUCCCGGGCCCAGCGAAGGGGGCGUCCUGCCUCCACAGGCCCCUCCCCCACAGCCGCCAGCCCCUCCCUCUGGACCCGGCAUGAAGAAGUACGAGGAGCCUUUGCAGUCGAUGAUCUCGCAGACCCAGAGCCUGGGGGGGCCUGGCUUGGAGCAGGAGGGGCCGGUGCCCCCCGGGGUCGACCUCGGCCAGCAGAUGAACCUGAUGAUGCAGCGGCUCGGCCAGGACAGCCUGACUCCGGAGCAGGUGGCCUGGCGCAAGCUGCAGGAGGAGUACUAUGAGGAGAAGCGCCGCAAGGAGGAGCAGGCCGGCCUGCACGGGGCCCGCCCCCUGCAGGACAUGAUGCUGCCCCAGCCCAUGAGCGGCAUGAUGCUGCGCGGUCCCCCGCCGCCCUACCACAGCAAGCCUGGAGAGCAGUGGCUGCUGCGGGGCGUGCCGGUGGACAUGCAGGACCCCAUGCAGCUGCGGCCCCCCUUUGCUGGGCCACGCUUCCCUGGAAACCAAAUGCAGAGGGGCUUUGGAGGGAUGCAGAACGUGGCCUCCCUUGAGUCCCUGGGCCCCAUGAGCUCCAUGCAGCGCCCGGUGAGGCCUGGCAUGGCCUGGAAUGAGGAGAUGCCCAUGGGUGGCCCUGGCAACUUUGCCCCCGGGAACCUGCCCUACCCCCCAGGGCAGGGGGAUGCCGAGCGCUUCCUGACCCCCCGGGUGCGUGAAGAGAUGCUUCGGCAGCAGCUGUUGGAGAAGCGGCAAGGCGGGAUGCAACAGCCGCUCGGUGUGGAGAUGGAGCGCAUGAUGCAGGCGCAUCGGCAGGUGGAGCCAACCCUGUUCACCAGCGAAGGGCUUGGCCUGGAGUUUGGGAGUGCGCGGGCUGUGCUGAGCCCCCCGCUGAGGGACAUGGAGCCCGCCUUGGGCCCCAGCAAUCUCAACAUGAACAUGAACGUCAACAUGAACAUGAACUUAAAUGUGCAGAUGGCCCCACAGCAGCAACAGAUGCUGAUGUCCCAGAAACUGCGCGGCCCAGAUUUGGUGCCCUCAGAGGAUGGGACCCGGGCACGUGCCCCCAGUGGCAAUGGAGCCAUGAUGGGGGCCCCCCAUAAAAUGCUGAUGGGCUCGCCAUUCCCCAAUCAAGGGCAGCAGGGCUUUUCUUCGGCCGGGCAGGGCCCGUACCCUGCUGUGUCACAGGAGAUGGGCAGUGCACCAGAGAUGUUUGGGACUGUGAGCGGCACCACGCGGCUCAGCCACAUUCCCCUGCCCCCGACCACCCACGCCCCACCCACAAACAUGCCCCAAGCCCCUGCACGGGGCCUGGGCCGCCGCCCUUCGGACCUGGCCCUCAACAUGGGGCAGAUGAACUCUCCCAAUGUGGGUCGCCUGAAGUCCCCAACGCUCAGCCAAGUGCAUUCUCCGCUGGGCACCUCCCCUUCUGCCAGCCUCAAGUCCCCUCAGACGCCCUCUGCCAUGGUCAGCCUGCCAGCCGCCAGUGCCACCAGCGCUGCUCUUCAGUCCCCACAGGUGCUCAGCUCCGUGCUCAGCGCCCGCUCCCCAGCCAGUUCUCCCAGCCGCCUCAAGUCGCCAUCCGUGGCCGCGUCUUCCCCAGGGUGGGCUCCAUCUCCCAAAAACGCCCUUUCCAGCCCUGGCAUUGGCCAGAGCAAGCCAGCCGUCGGAAUGAGCAGCUCUGCACCUCUGGGCAACGUUGAGCAAGGUUCGAUGCCGUCUGGGCCUCGGAGCAGCUCCUCUGCCCCACCUAGCCACCCCUCUGGCCCCGUGAACCCCAACCUGCCUUUUCCUUCCUCUCCAGAUCCACCCCCAUCCCAGAACCCCUUGUCACUCAUGAUGACACAGAUGUCCAAGUACGCCAUGCCCAGUUCCACCCCACUCUACCACAACGCCAUCAAGACCAUCGCCACGUCAGAUGACGAGCUGCUCCCCGACCGGCCGAUGCUUCCCCCGGGAAGCCUGUCUGGCAGCCAGCACAGUCAGCUGCACAUGAACUCUGUGGGGGCUGUUCCUGCUCAGAGCCCCAUGGCGAUCAACCUCCCUGGACAGCAGCCACUCUCACACGAGCCUCCGGCACCCACCAUGUCCUCCCCAAGUCCGCUCGGCUCCAACAUUCCCAUGCACAGCAGUGCGGUGCCCCAAGCCCCCAUGUUGCUGCCUCCUGGGGCCCCAGAAUCGCUCCAUCAGCCGUGCGGCCCCCCCGGCCAACUCAUGUUCCCAACUCGCCUCCAGCAGCCUCCUACCAAUGGCAGCAACCUGCCUGGGGCUGGUGGUCCAGGCAUGCAGCAGCAGCACUACCCCCCCAGCAUGGGGCUGUCCCCAGAGGAGCUGCCCCCGCCACAGCCCGGCCCGAUGGGUCCGCAGCAGCGCAUGGCAGGACGGCUGCCCGAGCCCUACCCUCCUGUGCUUCCCGGUGUGGCUUCGGUGCUGAACGACCCGGAGCUGAGCGACGUGAUCCGCCCCACGCCCACCGGCAUCCCGGAGUUCGACCUGUCGCGCAUCAUCCCGUCCGAGAAGCCCAGCAGCACCCUGCAGUACUUCCCCAAAGGCGAAGGGCCGGCCUCCAAGGCGCAGCCUCCCUCCAACCUGCACCUCAUGAACCUGCAGAACAUGAUGGUGGAGCAAGCUCCGGCUCGGCCGGGCCCACAGGGCAUGCCACGCACCAUGGCCAUGUGCCACCCCGGACAGGUGCCCGUGAUGGGCAGGACAGGCCUGGCGCCCCAGCCAGCCGUGGUGGGGAAUAGCAUGCCCCAGGGCCUGAUGCUGCCCCAGCAGAACUUCCUGCUGCUGCAGGCCAAGCAGCGCAGCAUGUCUGUCUCGGGUGAGAUGUAUGCCCCGCCGGGCCACCUGCUCUCCCCGCAAGGCUCCCUCAUGGGCCCUCCCCCCCAGCAGACCCUCCUGGCCUCCCACCCCUCGCGCCAGCGCAGCGUCUCCCUGGACAGCCAGGUGAGCUACGGCCCGGGAGCCGGCAGCAUGGCCAACCUGCCCUUCUGAGGCGGGCUGCCCUGGGGCGGGCGGCCGCUGGCCCCUGCCGUCGCCCUUGGCACAGAGUGUGAGUGGAGUCUUUCCUGGGUGUGAAUUCUUUCUUUCUCUUUUUUGUGAAAAGAAGCAACCAAAAUGCGCAAGAGGGAUUGGGAAAACUGUAAAUAGGUUGGGGGAAGCAACAGCCAAGUCUUGCUGGUUUGAAAUUGUUGUAUUUCUGUGUUUUAAUAGAAGCCUCAAAAACUGUUCUGAAUGAAACAAAAAACCCACAGACACAAAGUCAACUCAUUGUGGACUCAAUGGCCAGGCCUCUGCCCACACCGCAGCCUCUGUCUUGCUGGGGCGGGAGGCAACUCUGCCCCCUCCCAUAGCUUGGGGCUUCCCUUUGGUUGCAGCUGACAAAACCCACUUUGACCCAAGGGUCUUCUGUUGCGGGGGGGGCGGGGGGAGUGCUCUGGCCCCACCAGACAGUGCUGCAUUGGAACAUGCUGUGGAGCAGAGAAUAACCCCCCCCCUCUUCCUCCUUGCCCUGUUUUCUCAAGUCUUGCUAGAGGAUUUUCUUCCCCAGGGAGGCUAGAGGUAGCCUGUGUUGGAUUUUCUGCCAUUUCCAUCCACCCCACCUCUCCCCUAUCCUGUCCAUACCGGGGGUGGGGGGGUGGGGUUGAUGUUAUGCCAAGGGCGCUGAUGAGCUUUGUGCCUCCACCUCCCUGCUCGGUAUUUGAUAGACGGUAAGGAGCAGAGCUGGACUAGCUCAGAAGGUAGCUGGGGUAUUGUGGGAAGACAGCCAGCCGUGACUUCCUUGUCACGUCUUUGCUGCUUUGAGAGACAAAUAUGGCAGAUGAACCAAGACUUUACUGGCUUUGCUAGAAUUUUCCAAGUGUUCGUUUUGAAUUUAUUCACAAGAAGGGAAUAUUCCCGUUUUGCAGUCAUACUUUUCGCCCCUCCACCCUUUCCUUCUUGGGACUGCCGGGUUUGCACAGAGAAGCAGAAAUAAACAUGGCUGGUCUUAGGCAUUCAGGCGCCAGCUCUGGCUCGCAGGCCCUGGGUGGAGAGCCCCUUGCCACCCUCUCUCUCUCAGUAGUGCUACAGGGAUGUUUCUGCUCUGCUGGCGGAAGGCCUGAGAGCUGACCCGGUGCUUGGUUGCCAGCCCUCGCAGCCCCCUCUGCUGUUAAAGCCAUAAACAGACGCUCCCUUGCAGCUUCCCCUUGGCCCUUGGCUUGUUCCCCUCUGGGGGAGAUGGUGAUGGGGGAGGGGGUGGAAGGGUGCUCUGGAAGCCCGUUGCCCUGGGAAGCAACCGGAACAGCCCCGGCAGGCAGCCAUGUCCCCGUGUGUCCCCUUCUUCCUGCAGUGUCUCUUUUGCCAGCCCCUGCCCCCCCCCUUGCCUUGCGCUGUGAGUGUUGUCCCGUCUUGCGUCUUGUGCUUUCUUGCUCUGCUGCCUGCCCUGCCUGAGGCCAGCCUGCCCCUGCCCAAAUCCCCUCCCUGUCUAGCUGCGGCCUCCCGCCUCCACCCCAGGCCAGGCCUGGGGGCCCAUAGCAAGCAGUUGACCACAGCGCCGCCCCAGAGGCCAGGACGGGCAAGCUCAUGCCUCGGAGGGGGAGGGGACUGCCGGGUCACCUGUCAUCCAGGGGGGGGGAAUCCCCCCACGCAUUUUGUACCAUUAUAUAAAUAUAUAUAUAUAAAUAUAUAAAUAUAAAUAUAUAAAUACAAUA
Molecule: messenger RNA, 6251 nt
Organism: Eublepharis macularius
Lineage: Eukaryota; Metazoa; Chordata; Lepidosauria; Squamata; Eublepharidae
Gene: BCL9L
Product: BCL9 like
Exons: 8
Coding region: 334-4554 (1406 amino acids)
Biological process (GO): positive regulation of transcription by RNA polymerase II; negative regulation of transforming growth factor beta receptor signaling pathway; canonical Wnt signaling pathway
Cellular component (GO): beta-catenin-TCF complex
Molecular function (GO): beta-catenin binding; transcription coactivator activity
Source: RefSeq, a predicted model, not a curated record